CCUCGGCACCGGGGUCCUGCUCCCCGGGGCAUGCGUGUCUCCUUGAGUGCCACCCGCAGGGUCCCCCCACCGGGACAUACGACCUUUGGCCCCCCGCUGCCUUCCCCGGCCCUUCCUGCUCCACCACCGUGCCCAGCCCCGAGGAGGCAUCGUGCUCCCCCCCCGGGCCUCCUCGCGGGGCUCGCCGUGGCCUUGUUCAAUUCCCCACUCGGGAGUGCUCUGUGGCGGGAAAUGCUGGGGUUGGCGGCCUGUGAGGCCGUCCUGGAGCAGUACAGAGCAUCCUGGUAGCACCUUUGGCCUCAAAGACUUUCACUUGGAGAAAUGAGACACAGAGCGUAUUCCCUGGGCGAGUGGCAGGGAGUGAGUAGAGCUGGCUCCCCAGCCAGCUACAGUCUCAGGGAAGCUCUCCAACGGCACUUGGAGCAGCUGUGAGGCUGGAGCUGGGAUUGACCAGGCCGGAGUGGGGCAAUGGGGCAGCCUGGCUGUUCAUUGGACCCCUUCCAUUGGGGUCUUGGCUUGACAGCUCUCGUGUUGUAAAAAGAAGCUGAUGGGUCUGAUAGGCGAAAGGCAGAGCUGAGUUGAAACAAGCCUGGAGUGUUUCCUGAAUACCUCCAGGGUCUGGGCUGAGAAUGAGGGGCACAGGUGUGUGAAGCCCUGUAGCACUGUUCCAGCCUCCUGUCACCCUGCCUAGCUGGGCUGUGGGUAGCUCAUGGGAGGCAGAGUUCAGCACCACAGCUCCACAUCAAAACCCUGCCUCCAUGACUCCCUGAGAUGCUACUUUUCUUGCUCAUUGUGGUAUGUUCCUCACUGAACAAGUAGGUGACACCUAGUGGGUUCUGAACAGUUUGGGGGAAUAAACAGUGAAUUGUUGGUCUGAUUACAGUUUUAUCUAAUAAGUUUUCCUUUGUUCUUAGAGUUUGUACCCAGCAGAUAGUAGCAUUCUGUUCUUGCAUUGCUGCCUUGCUGCAGUCGUUAACUUUUGCAUUAGGUCUCUAACACAGAUUGGCCUCUCCCACUCCUCAGUCAUGCCUGAGGCCCUUCUCAGCACAGCGGGGAUCACCUUUCGAGGAGAAGCUGAGGGGACAAAUGUCACUGUCCCCACAUAAUGGUGCCUGUGUGAUGUCAUGUCACCAACACAGGUCGCGUGCUUUGGCUGCUGUGCCAUCCUGGCUGGAUGUCACUCCUUAGCAUUUCCUAGGUUUGUCCUGGGCAUCAAGUCUGUAAGUAUUUGGCAGCUUCUUAUCAACUUGAAUCUCUGUUUCUUCUCCACUCCUGAGCUCUGAGAGAUUGCUGUAUGGAGUGAGCUUUUUGCAGUGCCUCCAGAGGAAUUUUUCCCACUCCUGUCAUGGACUUGGAAGUGUCCUUAGCAUAUAUUGAAAGACAAACCUGGGAACCUUUUUUCCUGGUUGUAGAUAUGUUUCAGUAAAAAGUAUCAAGAGCAGAGGAUGGACAAAGAAUUUAUGUGUUUUGAACUAAUUGAGUAGUUCUUGUCUCAUUACUAUGUGUUGAUAUUUUAUACUUGUUCCACUCACUCCAAAUCUUCCACUUUUAUUUCUCUAGUAAAAGCCAGACUGCCUAAGACCAGACGGAGCUGUGCUGACCACCUGUCAGUUCCUGCACUGGUGGCCAAAGUCUUCACAAGUCUUGCUGUGUAAUUCUCCUGUAGUUUUUCUCCCAUUGUGAAGCUCAGUUGCUGUCCCUUCAGUUUGGAUCUUCAGGAAGGGGCUUUAGACCUCCUUGGUGAAAUGCUGUUAAACACCCCAUGGUUUAGCUUGUUGCUUUUAACCCAGACUUGCUUCCCUACUCUUGUUUUACGCUGCGGUACAACUGCUCCCAUAGCCCAUACGAUGAGAAAGAAUGAAUCAGGGAUGGGAGCAAGGGCAGGCACUUCCCAGCUUCACUGCUGGAGAAACAGAGCUUCGUGGUCCACUGUCACUGUGCAGCGUGUCCACUUUGGGGCCUGGGGAAUCUGCCAGGGAGAAAAGUUGAUGUCCUUGGGGGAUUCCACACCCUGCACCUUUUGCCCUUUGCUAUGGCCCCCACACUGUCUGGUCACAGCCAGGUCAGCCCUCCCGGUGUGAGCACUGAGACAGCCCUUUAUUUUAGAUGUCCCUGGUGCACUCUCUCCAUGGCAAAGCUGCAGCCCUGGAUUGUCUGCCUAAGGAUGCUGGAAUCCUUCACAUCAUCUGGCGCUGUGCUCCAGUGCCCUGAGAGUGGUGGGAAAGUCCCUUGUGAACUCAAACACAAGAGCCCUCAGUCCCCAGCCCAGCCUGUGUGUGCAUGGGGGGAGGCAUUUGCUGCAGCACAGGGUGAGGUAGUGGCUGGAUUCCAGCUCUCCCACGGCUUGGUCCAGCGCCCUGCUGCCCCUGAGGAGGUCUGCCUCCACCUCAGGAAUGGGAGUGAACACUGGAGCUGUUCUGCUUCUCUUGCAGGGCAGCAUUCUGCUUAGGUAAAGGCUCAUUUUGAGCAGCCAUUCGCUUCUCAUACCUCCUUUGUUCAGUGUGGAGUGGAGUUCAGCACUGCAGCUGUUGAAUGGAAAUUACUAGCCCCAGCGCAAAUUCUGGGCACAGAUGUAAUCCUAGGAUGCAGGUGGAAUUUGCUGAUGCAUCCCCAUAGUGGGUGGUUUCUCACUGGUAUCUUUUGACCUGAGUGGCCAAGCAAAAACUUGUGGUCUUGAUUAGGAGAGAAAUUGUCAUCCUCUUGUUUUGCACCCAAAAUGUGGUUCUGCAGGAUGAUACUGGAGCUGAGAGGGAACAACAGUGCUUAACUGUGUGGCAAAGCAGCACGACUGUUGGUCCCUGCACCACUGUCAUUUUUGUGUUGGCUGAACUGUCUCUGAGCUGUUUUGUCCUCAUGGAUGACUUCUUGUGGCCAGCAGAACCCUUUGCUCUUCAGAUUGAACUUGUGGGUGAACUCGGACAUUGCUUUGUCUCAGUGUGUGACUGCACUUGAGGCAAUUUGUUUCCUGGAGCUGAUGUAGGGGGGGGGCUGUUUCCGUGCUGUUGAAACAACAAGUUCGUACCUAGCUACCAGGUGUUGGAGCAGCUUUAGGCACUCAAUCAGUUGGUUUCAGAUCAAUGGUGUUGGACUUGUUCAAAGUUUUAAAUUUUUUUGAAGGGGUACAAACCCUUAUUUUGAAAUAUAUUCAGUUUAAAACCUACCUGUUUGGUGUUGUUGUUAACUUGCUUGUUCAAGCUUUAAUCAAAAGCCCCAGAGCUUCGAGUGAGGAACUUGAUGUGAACUCGAGUCUCAUUUAGAAAAAGAUGUUAUCCCUUUUAAUCAUAAAGAACAGAAAUUGCACCCUGCAAUGGCAUAGAAAACAAUAGCAAUUACAGUUGUCUAACCUCCUCUCCUUGUGACUUUGGGCUGUGUGAGGCUGACAGCAUGUUAUCAGGUCAGCUCGCAGCGCAUACAUUUGCAAGCUCUUGUUAUUUUAAGUGUGUCACCAAGCUGAGUUUAAAAUAACCUCCCGAGCCAAACUCCUGUGACACCCGGGCUCUUAUGAUCUUGUCCUUUCCUGUUAGGAAUGGGACUGCAGAGAGCUGCCACAUUGCCAUUAGGGGAGCACAUGCCACAGUGGGGCUCAGGCUGGAAGAAAUGAUUUUCACUGACAUAUGCUAGGGUACACAGAGGCCAGGGCGUGUGGUGGCCCUGUGUGCCUGUGGUGUGACAUUCACACAGGCUGUGGCAGUGCUCCAGCUGAUGUCCUGAAGCCUCUGAGCAGGCUGUGUGGCAAUAAAAGGUGCUAGCAAAAUAGUCGUAAGCAAGUGCAGCUGUACGGUCACUCCAACAGUGACAACUUUGGCCUCUGUAUUGUGGGUCAGUAAGUCCAAGCCAAAAUCCAUUAAUUACUUGGUUGGGUUUGAAUUCCAGCCUGGCCAGUUUAUCCUGGGCUUUUCCCAGCUCAUGUUUCUACAAUAAAAUUCCAAAGUGUAGUUUUACUGCUGUUGUGAGCUGCAGAAUGGAUACCAGCUCCUUUGCCAUAGGGUUGGGUUGGCAGAACUAGAGAUUGCAUUAAGCUGUGACCUUCUUCCACCCCAAAACUCUGACUUGAGUUAAAUGUAAAGGGAAAACUUCCCUGACUGGUAAUCAGUAGGGAUUUACCCUGAGGCAGAUGAUGUUUUUCCUGCCCAGAGCCACAGAGAUCUGGCAGCUGCUGCCCUGUUGUGGCCAUAGCCUGGCAUGUGAAGGUGCCUCUAUCUCCACCAGUUCUCCUGGAUGCUCAGCAGCUGCUUUGUCGCGCUGUCCUUGCAGUGAGCAUGGGAGAUGGUUUGCAGGUGGACAUCAGGAGUGACUGUGCUGGUGUGCAGGUGGGACAGAAGGGUGGAUGCAGGGAAGGACAUGGGGCAGAGGGGGAAAGACAAGGCAGCAUGGGCUGGUUCUGCCAGUCUGGAUGCAUCCUCACCUGCUCCAUGUGGGUGCAUCUUCCUUUCAUCCUUCCUGCCCCUCUCUCAGAGCUCCUGUGUCUCCAUGGGGAAAUGGUGAUUACUAGCCGUUGGCUGGCACCAUCCUCACCUGGAAGCUGAACUAAAGGCCCUGCUUCUUCCCUUCCUUAUGUAGGCACAGCUUCCAGUGCACUCCUGCCCUGUGUUGACUGAGCAACUCCAUGGCAAAACUGCCCUGUAGAGAGACAAGUUCAGCAUGUUCUCCCUGUGCUGCAAUGAGGCUGGGCUCCAGGCAGUGGCAGCUGAGGCCAUGCCAUGGCCAGAUUUCCACCCCAGCAGCUGCCAGCAGUACCCCCCCCGUGUCUGUGCUGGUCACAUCUGUGCCGCUGUUGGCACUUACUCCAGAUUGGGGUCACACAGGGCUUCUGGCAUUUUCACACCUGUGUGUAAGCUGAUUGUAAGAUCCACAUCCCUUUUUACAGCUUCAUUAGGCCCCAUCACUUUUUAUUUUUACAGUGGGAUGAUCCACUGAUAGCUGUAAAGCCGGGUGGAGAUGAGGCACAGAUGGCUUUCACUGCAGGCUGGUUUUGCAAGGUCAUUGACAGCCGGGUGAGAGCACAGGCAGUGGCCAAGCUGGCAGGGCAUGUUGUGAUGCCACAGUGACAGUCCCCUCUAGGCAGGGACACCGGGAAGACUUUCAUUCUCCUCCUUGAAUUUUAAUUUGCUCUUUCACACCUAGUUCGUUGGUGUACUAGGUUCGAUUUGUGGUUUGAGUGUGCUUUUGACCAUCUGAGGGGGUAGUGUGUGGAAGCUGAGCUUUGCUCCCUUGGUUACUGGGGGAAACUUGAGCCAGGCAGGUGGUGGCAUCUGACCCACAACUUCUUUGCUCUGUGCUAAUUGCUGUGAAUGUCACAACACAGCCAGGUUUGCUGCCGGGGGCAGAUUGGGUAGCAGUCGAAUAGUGCGGUACAUCUCAGUUGUGGGAUUCACUUCCCUUUGGGACUUGGAGUUCCUCUGGGCUGCAGCUCCCAUAAGGAUGCAGACGUCCUGUCUUCAUCAGGAGUUCACAGUUUGACUGUACAAGUGCUAACAAACAGUGCAGCCCUGUGGGUAUGGAGUGGCUCUGGAACUUUCCUUGCAGAGCUUGGCAGGGUAGCAUCUCUCCUUGAGAAUGUGUAGCUCCUCUGCGAUCCUGCAUGGGAUGUUCCAUGUUGUACAGCCUCUUUCUGAGAUGCUGCUGACCUGGUAUGUGCUGGAGUCUGAGGCUGAUUCACAGGUUGAGGUCUGGCAAGUGUAGGUCUGUCUGACCCAGCCCUGUGGUGGUGAGAGCUUCUAUCACAGUGCUACAGAGCAACCUCAGGGUCUCCAAGCUACACUUUAACUGCUGCAUCUAAGGCUUGACUUUCAGGUGAGACAGGAGUGUGUAUGUGUAUUGCAAGAAAACCAAGAGGAUGAUGGUCGAUGCUCUGCUUACCCUUCUUUUUAUACUUUUUCUUUUUUUAAAAAAAACAUGCAAGCAUAUGAGAGCUGGAAGGUGGAAGAGCCAGCCAGCCUGCUUGGAAUACAAAUUCCUAUCGCAGCUGUAUCCAGGGGCCCUCCAGGCAUGUGUUAAAGCAAGACAAAUAACUGGCUCAUGGUUUGUUUUCUCUUUCCCUUCUCCCCAGGCAAGAGGAUGUUGCGGGUGUGGUGCAAUAGUUCAUUCUAGGAGGAUUCAGGACACUUAUGUCUGCAGCUCUGUAGUCUGCCAGUUGCUCCUUCCAGGAGAUUUUUCUGUAGGACUGCAGUGGGGAGGAACAUGACUGCACAGCACUGCCAGUCUCUGCUGGAAACCGAGAUGUUGAUGUUAGAACAGCCCUGCAUUUGCUCCUUGCUGCCUUCUCAGCACUGAGCUCUUUAGGAUGCCCUCAGACCUCACUGAGCCUUUCUCUGGGGUUACAAAGGUGAAAAAUGUUCCUUUUAAAAGCAGGGCUGAGGUUCUCACCUAGCUGUGUAACCUUGGAAGCUGAAGCUUUAAGGAAUGGGGAGAAAAAAAAAAGCAGACAUUUUGAUGCUUGUGGUGGAGUCAGGAGAGCUGGUAGUGGAGCAUAUGGUGCAGUCUGGAGACACAGACCUGUAAGAGUGGGCUCCAAUAGCUGUGUGGGUCCAAGGCAGGCAGCCUCUCCUUGCAGACAGGGCUGCUGCCCCAUGGCCCUGGCUGGCGGUCAGGCACCCCUGCAUGUUUGCAGGGUACAAGCUUUCCUGCAGAUGUCCCUCUCUACAGUUUCCUUUGCAUCCUCUGAUUUCAUGUGAGAUGCCAGCUCUUCUUUGACUUGGUCUGGGGAGACUCUUGGUGAGCUCAGCAGAUGGAGAUGUGGUUUUCAUCCUGCAGGAAAAGCAGCUCACCCUGCUCUCCUCAUGGUGCACUGGGCUGGGUGCUGUGCCCUGACAGGGUAACAGUGCCUUUCAUGCUGUUCUCUUGUUUCAGGCCAGCAAAGAUGCUGCUGUAGAUGACUGACUUGCUUGUGCCUCACGUGCUAUGGCUCUACAUGGCCUCUUCAGGACCAGACCAUGCUAAUCUGGGCCCCAAACAGGAGAAGAGUGUUGGGCCCAAGUCAGGCACCCUUCAGGCUGGGAGACCUCAGCCGUGCUGGGCCUGGCGCCUCUCUCAGCAGCAGGCAAAACCCGCCUGGAAUUUAAAGAGGUAUGUGAGUGCUUUCCAGGAUCGAAUCCUGCUGCCCUCAGGGAUCCCUCUGCAGCAAUCCUGCUUCUUGUGCUCACCAUCACUAUGCCACGCACAGCCCACUGAAGACACCCUCCAAAGCCCUCCUGGCACUGCCUCUGCCACAGGAAGGGCGAUGUCUUCCUUGCUGAUGGAACCCUGCCUGCUUCCUGUGCUGGUGGAGGAGCAGUCUGGGACUGGGGUCAAAGGUUCUGCCCUCAGCUCAGGUCAGCAGGCUGCCAGCUCCUAUAGACCAGUGCUCAAUAACAACUCCUUCCUACGUCCAAGCAGUGCUAAAGUGCCUUUUCUGCAGUCACUGGAGAUCAAAAAGGUGGAAAAAUCCCACAGUUCUCCUGCUGCCUCAUGGCCCCACUCUGGGGGCAAUGGAGACAGCUUCUCUAGCAGCCUGAUCAAUGGAGCAGUGACGAACAGCGACCUUGUGUUGAAGAAAACCAUGGUCCCCUCCCUGACCCUUGUGCCAAGCAGUGCUGUCCUCAGGAAGGACCAGUGCUCAUGGCGGGACACUCAGAAGAGAGUUCACAGCUCAAAAGAGAAGGAACCAGAGAAAAGCCUCUUGAAGGCUGUGCAGCAGCUAACCAGUCAGGCUGCCGCACGCAACGGCUUUGGGUGCCAAGUCAAAAGUUCUGGCCUUACAAAGGUGGGCAGCCUGUCCAACUGGAACAGCAGGAGGAGGCAGCAUGUUGGAGCGCAGCUCACCCCGAAAGACACUAUUGCUCCUCUGAACUUGGAGCGGGGGAGCCAUCGCCUUAACAGUAACUCGAGCCUUAGGGGCACCAGUGGUGCCGUUGCCUGCACUAACCGGGUCAGCGUCUGUCCCUUGGCCUCGCGCGCUGCCGCUCUCGACGGCACCUCUGACUGCCGGCUCGUGGGCGUGCACAGCCCGCGUGCGGGGAAUCGGGUGGUGAGAGCUGAGCCUCUGCACGUCGGUGCCGUCUCCGAAGUGACAAAACAGAUGUCCACCAUUCAACUGGAAAAAGAGAAGAAGUGGGUCCAGGCUGUGGUCCCAGGAAAGCUUGAUGCCACUGUUGAGCAGUCACUGCUGGAGCCAAGCCAUCCCCAGGAUGAAGCAGAGGAAGAACUUCCUGAUGGCCUGGAUGAGAGCUGCAGUCAGGAGGAGGAUGAGGACAGUGACUCGGAUGCUUCCUCUGUUACUGACGUGUUAUCCAAUGGCUCCAUGAGUCUUGUAUCCAGGAAUUGCAUCAAGUGCCUGGCCCAGCCUGCUGAGGCUCAGGAAAAAGUGCUCAAACCAGCUCUUGUCUGCAGUUUAUUCCCUAAUGUGCCUCCAACUAUCUACUUCAGUACUCGGGAUGAGACAGUGGAAAAGCUGCCUUGGGAGCAGAGGAAGCUGCUGCGGUGGAAAAUGUGUGGAGUCACACCAAACAUUGUGAAGCAAACUGUUUGCAGGUCCCACUUCAGAGUUAGCAAAAAAAGCAAUGACUGGCUGGGUUGCUGGGGCCACCACAUGAAAUCUCCCAGCUUCAGAGCCAUCAGGGAGCACCAAAAGCUGAACCACUUCCCCGGCUCAUUUCAAAUUGGGAGAAAAGACCGUCUGUGGCGCAACCUGUUGAAGAUGCAGGCUCGCUGUGGGAAAAAGGAGUUUAACUUCUUCCCUCAGUCCUUCAUCCUGCCACAGGACAUCAAAUUACUCAAGAAAGCGUGGGAGGAAGGAGCUAGCAGACAGAAAUGGAUUGUGAAACCACCAGCAUCGGCAAGAGGCAUUGGUAUCCAGGUCAUCCACAAAUGGAGCCAGCUCCCGAAAAGGAGGCCGCUGUUAGUACAGAGGUAUCUGCACAAACCCUACCUCAUUGGCGGGAAGAAGUUUGACCUGAGGAUCUAUGUUUACGUCACUUGCUAUGAUCCCCUCAGGGUCUACCUCUUCAAGGAUGGAUUGGUCCGCUUUGCCAGCUGCAAGUACUCCUCCUCGAUGGAGAGCCUCAGCAACAAGUUCGUGCACUUAACCAACUACAGUGUGAACAAGAAGAACACAGAGUAUAAGUCCAACUCGGAUGAGACUGCUUGUCAGGGACACAAAUGGGCACUCAAAGCUCUCUGGAAUUACCUGACCCAGAAGGGAGUGAAUAGUGAGGCCAUCUGGGAGAAGAUUAAGGACAUCGUUAUCAAAACCAUCAUUGCAUCUGAGCCCUAUGUGAACAGCCUUGUGAAGAUGUACGUGCGCCGGCCAUAUUGUUGCCAUGAGCUGUUUGGGUUUGAUAUCAUGCUGGAUGAAAACCUCAAGCCCUGGAUCUUAGAGGUCAAUAUUUCCCCAAGCCUCCACUCCAACUCGCCUCUGGAUGUGAGCAUCAAGGGCCAGAUGAUUCGAGACCUUCUCAACCUUGCCGGCUUUGUUCUGCCCAGCAUGGACAGCGUGGCCUCAAGGCCAGAGACAAGAAGUAGCUCUACCUGCAGUCUGGACAGUGCUUUGAAGGAGAAGCCCAAGCCAGUGUCUGAGCAUUUCAGAGCAGAGAAGAUGAAGCAGGCCUAUUACUUGAUGCAGAAGAUACCUGACCAGGAUUUUUAUUCUUCUGUCUUGGAUACCCUGACCCCAGAUGAUGUUCGCAUCCUGGUGGAGACAGAGGAUGAGUAUUCCCGGCGUGGGCAGUUCGAGAGGGUGUUCCCCAGCCACAUCUCUAUGCGGUACCUGCGCUUCUUUGAGCAGCCUCGUUACUUCAACAUCCUGGUGACCCAGUGGGAGCUCAAAUACUACUUGAAUAGACAGAAAGGUCUGGAGCUACUGAAGAACUGGUGUGUCAAAGGGUACCACACUGGGACAGGGACAGAUUUUGCCCAGAUGUGGUCAUUGCCAAAGUCUUUCUUCCUCCAGAAGAGUAGCAUUCAAUCAAAUGGCUUCAGCAAACUGGAACUGGGCAGACUGGGUACGCAACUCCCUUCAGCUGGUGAGGACCUCACAAGAUGCCUGGAGCCCAGCCCUACUCAGAGCUUACCUCUCAACAAGUGCACUGGUGGAGCCAAACAGAGACCUUCUGGCUGCCUCUCGGACACCGCCCUGGUGAUGUGACCAGGCAGCCACUGGGGACACAUCAACCUACCUCAAAGGAAGAGAUGGGAGCUGGCUCUGUAGAGCAAGGACUGUGGGAGCCCCUUGCACUGCACACUUGCUUGCGGGGCUGUUUUUGGAGAGGGAUGUUUUACUGGGCAAACAGGAGAGCUGUGACUUCAGUUUUCAAAACAAAUGGCAAAGCCUGAGGAAGUGGGGUUUGUCAGGCCUUUGUCCUAAGCUGCUUUUAAAUCCUGACAUGGCGGUUUAUCUGCUGCGUAGGAGCUGGCUGAGCCUGCCCUUCUUGUCCCCAACCAGCAUAGGCUGAGCCCUUGGUUGCCUGUGUCUCUGUGUCCUGAGCUGCUGGCAGCCAAGUGUGCUCUUGCCCUGCUGCAGCCUGGGCCCUGGAGAAAAGUCCCCUAUCAGUACCCCACUCCUCUGGAAGGAGCAGGGCUUGGGACCUUUUCUGAAUGCCUGUGCCAACAUCCUGUCCUACCCCAGCAUCGGGCCCUGGGGGAUACCUCAGGCUUACACAUUGCUGCUCAACAGACACCAUGUGUAGCAGCAUGGCUGCAGUUUAUGGGGACAGUAGGGCUGCCAGAGAUGGAACAUCCUUCAGCCGAGCCCAUUGGCUCUCUGGUGUGCCCUACAGCGUAUGUGUGUGGACUGCAGGCUGAUGCUCUUCUCUUGGACUCUGCUCUCUAUUUUCCAUUUGUUUCUCAAGGAUUUUUAUUAAAGUUUAACACUCAGCUGCU
Molecule: messenger RNA, 10854 nt
Organism: Neopelma chrysocephalum (saffron-crested tyrant-manakin)
Lineage: Eukaryota; Metazoa; Chordata; Aves; Passeriformes; Pipridae
Gene: TTLL4
Product: tubulin tyrosine ligase like 4
Exons: 18
Coding region: 6872-10120 (1082 amino acids)
Biological process (GO): microtubule cytoskeleton organization; protein polyglutamylation
Cellular component (GO): cilium
Molecular function (GO): tubulin-glutamic acid ligase activity; tubulin binding
Source: RefSeq, a predicted model, not a curated record